This is a messenger RNA of Numida meleagris (helmeted guineafowl), 1301 nucleotides long. RefSeq names its product biphenyl hydrolase like (gene BPHL). Lineage: Eukaryota; Metazoa; Chordata; Aves; Galliformes; Numididae. The transcript is spliced from 7 exons. The record is from RefSeq and is a predicted model, not a curated record. The coding region runs from base 134 to 991 and encodes 285 amino acids.
GCGUCCCGCGUGGCCGCGCUGCCUGCGGGCUCGUGCUGCACCGCCCCGCACAGGGGACGCGGGUGACGGCCUGAGGGCGGCGCGCCCUCACAAGGAAGCGAGGGGGAGGAGGCGGGGCGGUGUGACGGGCACCAUGGCAUGGCGGAGCGCGGCCAGGGAGCUGCUGAUGCUGCAACCUCGCACCGCACUGCUCACAACCCGGGGACCGGCCGCCUCCUACGGCACUUCAGUAACAUCUGCCAAAAUCCAGGUGAAUGGAGUCAAUCUGCAUUAUCAGCAAACAGGAGAAGGAAGCCAUGCAGUUCUUCUGCUUCCCGGAAUGCUAGGGAGCGGUCAAACUGAUUUUGGACCACAGCUUAAGUCCAUGAAUAAGCAACUUUUCACAAUUGUCGCUUGGGAUCCACGAGGAUAUGGAAAGUCCAUCCCUCCCUCUCGAGACUUCCCUCCAGAUUUCUUUGAGAGAGAUGCAAAAGAUGCUGUAGAUCUUAUGCAGGCUCUGAAAUUUAAUAAGUUCUCUUUACUGGGAUGGAGUGAUGGUGGCAUUACAGCACUCAUUGCAGCUGCAAAGUAUCCAGCUCUUAUCCACAAGAUGGUUGUCUGGGGAGCAAAUGCUAGCGUUACUCAAGAGGAUGUGAGAAUUUAUAAUGGUAUCCGAGAUGUUUCAAAAUGGAGUGAAAAGGUUAAGAAACCACUGGAAGAGAUGUAUGGACAUGAAUACUUUGCAAAAACCUGUGAGGCUUGGGUAGAUGGAAUAGCCUGCUUUGCUGAAAAAUCAGGUGGUAGUAUCUGUCAACAGUUGCUGCCUCUUAUUAAAUGUCCCACGUUAAUAAUUCAUGGUGAAAAAGACCCUUUGGUUCCACGCUUUCAUGCAGAAUACCUUCAUGAGCACAUCAAAGGCUCCCGGUUGCAUCUGAUGCCAGAAGGAAAGCAUAAUCUACACCUCCGUUUUGCAGAGGAGUUCAACAGAGAAGUAGAAGAUUUCUUACGGUGACGUAAACUGUAAAGUUAUAGGUAUUUGUCCUUGCGCUAUUUAAUAACUUUAGCAACUUCAUUUUUAAUUCAAGUUAGGCAUGAGUCCUGCAAGAAAAAAGCAAAGAUAUCUGCAUGAGAAGAAUCCAUAUUAACAAUAUGUAAGCCUCUGUGGAUCAGAAUAUACUUAACAUGCCUUUAAACUUAUUCAGCCAGUGGGGCAAAUAAUAGCUGUUCUUGGCCCAGUGCAGGAGUUAGGAAAGACAGAAAACAAUCUAGAAUGCAUGCCUUUAUGUGCUCUUAACAUUAUAAAGGACAAAAAAACAUUGUAA